GCAACUGGCGGAAGUGACGACAUCAAAUGUGCGUCAGGCUCCGGUGGGGUCGAGUCCGGUAGCGGUGGCGGGUACUUGCUGGCGGUUUGGCUAGGCUUCUGCGGUCGCGUCAUUUUCUCCGCAGUGCCCAGGUGUGAGAUGACCUCUGCAUAGCAUGCUACAAAUUUGCGUCUUAUAUAAUCAACCGCUUCGGUAAACUCAUUUGACAAAGUGAUCGGGAUAAAUCUCUGGCGAUACUUUGGACGUUAAAUCCAGCCUUUAUUAUCUUUGGGCUCGACUAAAGCAGAAACCCCUGAAAUUGAAUUUUCAGUCUUCAGUUUUCUCAGAUUUCUCUGCUCUUGACAAAGGAGACCUGUGUUAAUUUGCUCCUGCUUUGUGGAAGAUCUGGCCUCUCAAAAGGCAUCACUGUUUUAUGGUGUGUGAAGAUAACCCAGAAAAUAAAAGAAGUUUCUAAGGAGAAUUUGCAGAGGAUGCUCUAGAUAAAAUCCAAGUACUGAAGAAAGUGAGAAUCAUGGACCAGAACAACAGCCUCCCACCUUAUGCUCAGGGCUUGGCCUCCCCACAGGGUGCCAUGACUCCUGGAAUUCCCAUCUUUAGUCCAAUGAUGCCUUAUGGCACAGGACUUACUCCACAGCCUAUUCAGAACACCAAUAGUCUGUCCAUUUUGGAAGAGCAACAGAGACAGCAGCAGCAACAGCAGCAGCAACAACAGCAGCAGCAGCAGGCAGUAGCAACUGCAGCAGCCUCAGUACAGCAAUCAACAUCUCAGCAGUCCACACAGGGUGCCUCAGGCCAGACACCACAGCUCUUCCAUUCUCAGACUCUGACCACUGCACCCUUGCCAGGCACCACUCCCUUGUACCCUUCACCAAUGACCCCUAUGACCCCUAUCACUCCUGCCACACCAGCCUCUGAGAGCUCUGGGAUCGUACCACAGCUACAAAACAUUGUAUCCACGGUGAAUCUUGGAUGUAAACUUGACCUAAAGACCAUUGCACUUCGUGCCCGAAAUGCUGAAUAUAAUCCCAAGCGGUUUGCUGCUGUCAUCAUGAGAAUAAGAGAGCCACGGACAACUGCAUUGAUUUUCAGUUCUGGAAAAAUGGUGUGCACAGGAGCCAAGAGUGAAGAACAAUCCAGACUAGCAGCAAGAAAAUACGCUAGAGUUGUGCAGAAGUUGGGCUUUCCAGCUAAGUUCUUAGACUUCAAGAUCCAAAACAUGGUGGGGAGCUGUGAUGUGAAGUUCCCCAUAAGGCUGGAAGGCCUUGUGCUGACCCACCAGCAGUUCAGUAGCUAUGAGCCAGAAUUAUUUCCUGGAUUAAUCUACAGAAUGAUCAAACCCAGAAUUGUUCUCCUUAUUUUUGUUUCUGGAAAAGUUGUAUUAACAGGUGCUAAAGUUAGAGCAGAAAUUUAUGAAGCAUUUGAAAACAUCUACCCCAUCUUAAAGGGAUUCAGGAAGACCACAUAGUGGCUGCCAUGUACCCCGCCUCCCCUACCCACUUGUUUUUUAAAACCAGUCAGUUUUGGUACCACUGAUGGUACAGUUGUGAGAAGAAGGACACUCUUCACAGGUGGCAGUGAAGUGACAUGUGUGUCCUGCUGCAGGAUACUGGAAAGGUUCCCUCCUCUGCACUGAGAUCACCUGCAGCAUCACUGUGAGUCGCUUGCUCUGUGCUGCUAUCUGGGCAGCACUGCCCACUUAUUUAUAUUAGAUUUUAAACACUGCUGUUGAUGAGUUUGUUGGUUUAAGGGACAGAACUUUAAGUGUUAAAGCCACCUGUACAAUUGGACUUUUUAUUUUAACUUUUCCCACAUAAGCCAGUUUUUAUAUUUCUACCAGAAAAAGUAAAAAUCUUUUUUUAAAA
This is a messenger RNA of Peromyscus eremicus (cactus mouse), 1862 nucleotides long. RefSeq names its product TATA-box binding protein (gene Tbp). Lineage: Eukaryota; Metazoa; Chordata; Mammalia; Rodentia; Cricetidae. Gene Ontology annotation, biological process: DNA-templated transcription initiation. The record is from RefSeq and is a predicted model, not a curated record. Bases 512 to 1465 code for a protein of 317 amino acids. Gene Ontology annotation, molecular function: RNA polymerase II general transcription initiation factor activity; DNA binding. The transcript has 10 exons.